Molecule: messenger RNA, 2691 nt
Organism: Neurospora tetraspora
Lineage: Eukaryota; Fungi; Ascomycota; Sordariomycetes; Sordariales; Sordariaceae
Exons: 2
Coding region: 1-2691 (896 amino acids)
Biological process (GO): establishment of mitotic spindle orientation; nuclear migration involved in conjugation with cellular fusion; cytoplasmic microtubule organization
Cellular component (GO): microtubule plus-end; cell tip; spindle pole body
Molecular function (GO): microtubule plus-end binding
Source: RefSeq, a predicted model, not a curated record
AUGACCUCCACCACCACCACAGCAACUUCCACCACCUACACGACCACUCCCAAACCUAGACUCGGACUCUCGAGACCAGCACGCACCGGCCGAGGCCUCAGCGGCAUAGCUACAGCAUCAACCCCGAAUCUCAACCAGCUCUACUCGUCCCAGUCGCAGUCACAGUCCCAGUCUCCUCCGUCUCUGUCAUCGCGCCUUGUCCCGCCGGCGCUGUCGCGCAAGGCCUCCCACGCCGCCCUCACGCAGAACUCUCUGGCUACCAUCCCCGAUGAUACCGAAGCCUACGCUCUGAAUUCCGUCCUAAACACCACCGACAACGACACGAUGCCUCUUACUAUCAACCCCGGUACCAUGACCACCGGCGAUGAGAUCACUAUUGGUGACAUCGUCGAGGUCCCCGGCAACAUGACCGGUACCGUUCGCUUCAUCGGUUCAGUCGAUGGGCGCAAGGGUAUCUUUGCCGGAGUCGAACUUCACCGCGAGUUUGCCUCUCGCGGAAAGAACAGCGGUGAUGUCGAUGGUGUCUCCUACUUCAACACCAGCCUGCCCGGGGCUGGCAUCUUCCUCCCCCUAUCCAAAGCCGUCAAGCGGGAUGCCGGCAGUAGCUCCCUCCCUCGCACGCCCACCGAUGCUGUCCCACCCGGACCCGCGUUGAAGCUCGGAGGCCGUGCGUCGACUACCCCCUCUAUACGAAAGUUCAGCCAGUCUGUUGGGCCCGGUGCUGUUCGUCCGGAGUCGCCCAUGAGGCGGCUGCAGAUGACGCCCGGAUCGCGCCCUUCACUUGCCACACCAGGCCCUCCUGGACGAUUCCCCAGUCCACAGCCUAAUAAGUUUUCUCAGAGCGUUCGCGGAGUGCCAGGAGACACGGGCAAGCGGUUGCCCUCCCAUACGAGGAAAGGUAGUGUCGGACCUCGUAGUAUCUCCUCCCUCGGCAAUGCCCACCAGCCAAACUUUGACGACGACGAUGCCGCUUCCAUCAGCGGACACAAUGGAGGUGUCGCUGCCGGGUCUAUACCAGGAAUGAGGUUCCGCGGCCCCUCGCGGGCGGCCUCGCGCCUUGGUAGUAAUGCCCACGAGGAGGAGCUAGAGAAACUCAGAACUCAGCUUGAAGACCGCGAGAGGCAGCUGAGGGACCAGGCAGCAACACUGGUCGAGAUGGAAAGCAGUCUUACUGAGCUUCAGGCUCUCAUCGAGAGCUCGGAAGGCUCGUUGCGCGAUCGAUCACGACACGAAGAGUUCGAAGAUAAGGACGUUGCUCAGCUUCGAGCAUUACUGCAAGAAAAGAACGACAAGAUUGCCCUGCUGACUGCCGAGUUCGACGCACACCGGGCCGACUUCCGGAGCACUAUUGAUACCCUGGAGCUGGCGAGCUCAGAGACCCAAAGGAUCUACGAGACGAAGAUCGAGGAACUCAUGCAGGAGAAUCAGGAGCUGAGGGAACGAACCGAAGAUGUGGAUGCCGUUGCUAUACAGCUUAAGCAACUGGAAGAGUUGGUUCAGGAGCUGGAGGAGGGCCUUGAAGACGCCCGUAGAGGGGAGGCAGAGGCCCGGGGUGAGGUUGAAUUCCUCCGUGGCGAGGUAGAAAGAACGCGUACCGAGCUCCGCCGGGAAAGGGAGAAGGCGCAGGCCGCUAUUAACGGCGCAAAUGGCUCCCCGAACAGCGGCCCUCUUGCCAAGGAACUGGAACAGAAGGAGGAUGAGAUCAGAGGCCUUAAGGCUAUCAUUCACUCACUCAGCAGAGAUUCUGCUCCCGAUGAUGAUGAUGAUGCCAUGACGCCAACCGCCAAGACAGGCGAGUGCAUCGAGGAUCGUCUCGCUCGUGAGAAGCUUGAGCGCGAGGUCGCCGAGCUUCGCGCCAUGCUCGACAGCAAAGCCAGCCGCGAGGAGGAGCUCGAGCGUGAGAUUGAGAUACUGCGGAGAGGCAACGCUGCAACCGAGUCGAACCAUCGUUCUAGCACCAUGACGAUCGGCAGCAACAACGAGCGCAACUCGCAGCGUGAUUCGCGAAGCACUGUGGUACCUGUUCCCCAGAAUACGGACAAGGCUCUCAGGAGCCGGGGAUCAACUCUCGAGGCGAUGCCCGAAAGUGACUCCUACAGCACCGCAACCGACAACAGCACUCUCUGGUGCGAGCUCUGUGACACUUCUGGUCACGAUAUUCUUACCUGCACCAACAUGUUUGGCUCUACCAACGAGACCGAGAACGCCAACCAGAAGCAGCAGCAGAGCAAGUCGCAGUCUCUUGCCUCCGAAAUCGAGGACGAUGAUGAGGAGGCGGACGAGGACAAGGACGAUGAUGAGGAGGCGGACGAGGACAAGGACGAUGAUGAGGAGGCGGACGAGGACAAGGACGACAUCGUCAGCGCCAUGGGCUCCAUGACCAUCUCCACCAAGGACGACGACAUCAAGCCGGCGCCCCUUUCCCCUAGCAGGGCUCGGACCCAGCCCCUGACUCCUCAGCUUGCCUCGGCUGAGCUCGCUGCCCGGUCUACUACUCCCUUGGAGCCUAUCCCCACGGCUCCUAUCGUGCCAUCUGUCACUGUUGCGAAGGCAGCGCCCCUUCCCAACCUGAUGGAGUCGGGUCCCGUAGCCGGCAAGGAGAGCGGAAUCGUGGAUGCGUCCAAGUGGUGUGCCUUGUGCGAGCGUGACGGUCACGAUAGCGUUGAUUGCCCCUUUGAAGACGAGUUUUAG